Messenger RNA from Rubroshorea leprosula, 575 nucleotides. The record is from the annotation of a GenBank genome assembly. NCBI's taxonomy places the organism in Eukaryota, Viridiplantae, Streptophyta, Magnoliopsida, Malvales, Dipterocarpaceae.
AACCUAUAAAUAUUCGAUUGAUCUCAGAGAUUUGUGUGAAAGCAUGCUUUUGGUUUCAAAGACUAGAGUUUCUUUUGGUCAUGCACAUCAAGUGCUCGAUCAAAUGCCUGUCUGGGGUUUAUGGGUUCAUGACAUACGGGGUUGUGACAGGGGUUUUACAAUACAAGUAUGGGGUGUUCUGUGAGGGUGAGAUGUCACAUGCAUUACAAUUGGAGGAUCUUUGGUGUUGUAUCAAAAUUUAGAUUUUUGUUAGCAAGGACAGCAAUAAAGAGGUAAGAAGGGGCAGCAUCAGUAACACGGGUCUAUGUAAGACUAAUUAUGCACAACAACAAUACCUGGUUCACCCUCCACUUGAGGUUUAUUGCAUUGUUAUGUGUUGCUAUGCGCUGAAAUGAGAGACUAAUUGUUUAUAAAAUGUAGCAGGGGAAUGCGCCAUCAGUCCUUGUUCUCUGGUAUUGGCCUUGACAGUUUUUGUUUUGUUAGUUGGGACCCUUUGCUUUGUUUUGUGGUGUGAAUUCUACUUGUAUUAUGAAUUUAGGUACCUUUUUAACCCUUAAUAAAAUUAUUGAAUUACC